CUCUAUAAGCUAUUAAGCAGCAACCACUUCCCCUCGCUUGCUUUCCUCCCUCUUCUCUAAAACCCUAAAUUGGGUGAUCGACUUAACAAAUUAGGAGCUCAUAAUCUGUUCUUCCUCUGCUUCGAUAUCUUUCGUGGAAAGAUGGGGUUGACUGGAUUGAGACCAAGUAAGUCUAAAGAUAAAAAAGAUAAAGUUGCAAAAAAGGAACAAAAAUUUGAGAAGAAAGUUGAUUUUUAUUCAAAGGUUAAAGAUAAGGUUGCCUCUUUAAGUGCAAAUAAGACCAUUGCCAAGAAGAAAAAACUACGGCCCCGACAAAAGAAAUUGAAAGCAUAUGAUCUCACCUUGCUCACCGAAUUCCUACCCGAGGUGAAGAAUCCCAAUCAACAAGCUGCCUCGACCAGCUUGAAGCUUGAUUGCAAAUCGAGGCAGAAACUUGUGGAGAAGGAGACUAAGCAGUUCAAGACAGUCCUGAACAAUGCUGUAUUCCAAAUGGAUCCAUUGGCUGCCAUUCAAAAGCACCUGGAGAACACUCAGCCUCUCCCAGUGGAGAAGCCUAAACAGAAGUUGAAGAAAAAUGGAUCGAAGAAGAGAAAGUCAAAGACUUCAUCUACGGCCCAGUCUAUGGAUAUCUGAUGAUCACUAUACAUACAUAUCCUGGAGCUGUACUGAGAAGUCCAAAGUCUUUGCUGCCAUCAAGAUUUAUGUCUGCUGGGAAUAAAUGAACAGUGGAAGGGUUUAGUAUAUCUAAAUGAUUCAACAAUCAAGAAAGCAUCAGAACAUAAACAUGGAACUUUCUUUAGUUUUUGCUUGCCUUGGUAGAAAUAUUGUUGGAUAACCAAUCAAGACCUUCGUAGAGUCCUUCGCCAGAUGUAGCACAAGCACUUUGGAUGUACCUGUUCAGCAAUGUUCAUCAUCAAAUUGUUGGUGUCUAAGCAGCAUUACCAAUACCUAAAUCGUGUGGGUACAUAUUGGGUUCAAAUUAGAUGAGCUAUUCUGGUGAACAUAUUGGAUUCAAAUUAGAAAUUUUGCUGUGCACUUCAAGUUUCUUGUCUAGUCAGUUGUUUUUCUCGUUCACUGCAUUUGUAGUUUUGUUUGGACUUACCAACGGCGUAGACGAAGUGAGUGCAGGCCAAGUUUAUCUGUGAUCUCUGCAACACUCAUUGCAUUGGGAAGGUCUUGUUUAUUGGCGAAAACCAGCAGUGUGGCAUCACGUAGUUCUUCCUGAAACAAGGAAUGCAACCACAGCUAUAAUCCAUUUUUUGCGAAUAUGUGUACCUUGGCAGGAGCUUACAAGAAAACAAAGCUAACCUCACUCAACAUUCGAUGGAUCUCGUCUCUGGCUUCUACUAUUCGUUCUCUGUCAUUGCUGUCGAUCACAAAUAUGAGCCCUUGAGUGUUCUGAAAGUAGUGUCUCCAUAAAGGUCGAAUCUGUUCAGCAGAGAUUGGAAAGAACAUAUUAGUUUUCAUAUUUAUCAACAAAUGUUUGGCUAAUUUAUGAUCA
Molecule: messenger RNA, 1501 nt
Organism: Papaver somniferum (opium poppy)
Lineage: Eukaryota; Viridiplantae; Streptophyta; Magnoliopsida; Ranunculales; Papaveraceae
Exons: 6
Coding region: 142-633 (163 amino acids)
Biological process (GO): maturation of SSU-rRNA from tricistronic rRNA transcript (SSU-rRNA, 5.8S rRNA, LSU-rRNA)
Cellular component (GO): nucleolus; preribosome, small subunit precursor; 90S preribosome
Source: RefSeq, a predicted model, not a curated record